CCCCUCUGAGCCAUUGUCCCCUGGGCUGGCGGGGACCUGGGCAGGAGGAGGAGCACAGGAGGAGCUGAUCUUGGCAGGGGGAGGCUGUUCUUCAGAGGGAGCAGAGGAAAAAAACAUAGAAAUUAGGAUGGGAAGGAAACGGGGCAUGGCUGGGCCUGAAGGAGCUGCUGUGACUGGUGUCGGGGGGGAACACAGGCCUGUUCCUCCCCUCUGAGCCAUUGUCCCCUGGGCUGGCGGGGACCUGGGCAGGAGGAGGAGCACAGGAGGAGCUGAUCUUGGCAGGGGGAGGCUGUUCUUCAGAGGGAGCAGAGGAAAAAAACAUAGAAAUUAGGAUGGGAAGGAAACGGGGCAUGGCUGGGCCUGAAGGAGCUGCUGUGACUGGUGUCGGGGGGAAGACAGGCCUGUUCCUCCUCUCCGAGCCAUUGUCCCCUGGGCUGGCGGGGACCUGGGCAGGAGGAGGAGCGCAGGAGGAGCUGAUCUUGGCAGGGGGAGGCUGUUCUUCAGAGGGAGCAGAGGAAAAAACCAUAGAAAUUAGGAUGGGAAGGAAACGGAGCACGGCUGGGGCUGAAGGAGCUGCUGUGACUGGUGUCGGGGGGGGGACAGGCCUGUUCCUCCCCUCCGAGCCAUUGUCCCCUGGGCUGGCGGGGACCUGGGCAGGAGGAGCUGAUCUUGGCAGGGGGAGGCUGUUCUUCAGAGGGAGCAGAGGAAAAAAACCAUAGAAAUUAGGAUGGGAAGGAAACGGGGCACGACUGGGCCUGAAGGAGCUGCUGUGACUGGUGUCGCAGGGGGGGACAGGCCUGUUCCUCCCCUCCGAGCCAUCGUCCCCUGGGCUGGCAUGGAGCCGGGCAGGAGGAGGAGCGCAGCAUCUCCCGCAGCCUCUCAGCAAAUUCGGGCAUGCCCGGCUUACGUUCAAGGUUGCCACUCACCAGCCAGCAGCUGCCUCCCAGGGCUGAGCAGAAAUACAGGUUUUCAUGGCGGGGAGGAGGAGGAGGAUGGCGUUUACACCUCGAGGAUCGCGAAACGAGAAGCUGUUUUUUUUUUUUCCCCUCCCGUCUUUCUGGGUUCCCUGCAUCUCCCCGGGGGCAGUCGUGUCGCCGGGUGUGUUUCCCACCGUGCAUUGACCCCUCCAGAGUAAACUCAUCCCUCCGGCCGCACGCCGCACUAAAUCACCGGGAUGUGUUUGUUCUGGCCGGGCCCGGCGGAGUCAAAAGCAAACAUGUUCCUGGAAGCGCUGCGCUUGGUCGUGCCCCGGGGUCGGGCCUCCGAGCGCCGUCGUUGUUCCUCCCCGGGGUGACACGCGGGGCUCUGCCCGGGAUGCCCGGUCCCCACGGGGGGCUGCACCCUAGGGUGCUCCCCCGACGGAGGGGCGCAGCGGUUGUUUUUUGCGCUCCCCGCGACGUUGCCCUGGUGACGUUGGCUUCCUUCCCCUCUGCAUGGUUUCUCAAAGUCUCUGGCAGUCUCCACCUCCGCCUCGGCUCUUGCAGCGCGGCCAAGACCCGCGGGGAACGCGCUGCCCGCGAGGACACGUGACGUGACGCGACGCCCUGCUCGCCUGUUUGCUUUUGGGGACGGGAAGCCAGCCCUGGGCGGCCGGCUUGGCCGGGGUCCCCCCGCGGGCGCCCUGGCCCCCACAUCUGGGCGACGAGCUCCCCACUGGGGGGGUCCGGCCUCUGCCCCGGCAGCGAGGAGACUGUUCCCAAGAUGUCCCUCUGGAGCAUUGUCUCCCACAUGCCGCCGGAGGAGUUCAGUGGCCUCUUCACGGAGUUUCCCCGCAGCCUGCGCUGUCUCCUGGCCGACUGGCUGGAGAGCCAGCCCUGGGAGUUCAUCAAUGGCUCGGAUGCCUUCUGCACCAGCAUGGCGGGUGGGCUGCUCUCAGCCAUGCUGGAGAAGCUCCGUGGCGCCGCCGGCAGCGACGGGCAGCAGUGCCAGAUCCUCCAGCAGAUCAGCGGCAUCGAGAACCCCUACCGGCGGGACCCGCUGCGGCUGGUGGCCGUCCUGAAAGCCAUCCUGGAGGGCGAGAAGGCCGCCGUGCUGAAGAGGGACCGCCACUUGCCCCUCAGCUUCCACCGGCGUCAGGAGGAGCUCAAGUUCAGCCUGGGGCUGCAGCGGCUGCAGCACCGCGUCCGUGAGAUCCAGGCGCUGCGGGACGGCUCCGCAGCGUCUCUGCAGCUGAACCUGCGGGACCCACAGCUGAAGGCCGAAGUGAAGCCCCUGGAGAGCGAGCUGCCCACCCUCAUCCUGGAGGCCGUGAAAGAGCUGGAGUUGGCCAAGCAGCAGGUUCUGAAGAGGAUCCAAAUCUGGAAGAGGCAGCAGCAGCUGGCGGGGAACGGGGCUCUCUUUGAGGAGAACCUGGCCCCGUUGCAGAAGAGGUGCGAGAGCCUGGUGGAGGUUUACUUCCAGCUGCACCAGCAGGUGAUGGCGGCCAGUGCGGAACUGGGGGCUGAGCUGCUGCCCCGGCUCCUGGAGCGGUUCAACGAGGUGUUGUCCAGUCUGGUCAAGAGCUCCUUCCUGGUGGAGAAGCAGCCCCCGCAGGUGCUGAAGACCCAAACCAAGUUCCAGGCGAGCGUCCGGUUCCUGCUGGGCCCCCAACUGCUGAAGGCAUCGGCCAAGCCCUACAUGGUGAGGGCUGACAUGGUGACAGAGAAGCAGGCACGGGAGCUGGCGCUCAGCGCCUACAGCAACACCCUCAGCGAGAGCACGGGGGAGAUCAUGCAUAACGUGGUGGCCCUGGAGACCAACCCCACCAACGGGACCUGCUGUGCCAACUUCAAGAACGUGCUGCUGAAGAAGAUCAAGCGCUGUGAGCGGAAGGGCUCCGAGUCGGUAACGGAGGAGAAAUGUGCCGUCCUCUUCAGCACCACCGUGACCCUGACCCCCGGCAACCUCUCCAUCCACCUCCAGGUCCUGUCUCUGCCCAUCGUGGUCAUCGUCCACGGGAACCAGGACAAUAAUGCCAAAGCCACCGUGCUGUGGGAUAACGCCUUCUCUGAGAUCGACCGGGUGCCCUUCGUGGUGGCCGAGCGGGUGCCCUGGGAGAAGAUGUGUGACACGCUGAACCUGAAGUUCAAGGCGGAGGUGCAGACCACCAAGGGGCUUCUCAAGGAGCAUUACUUCUUCCUGGCCCAGAAGAUCUUCAAUGACCACAGUGCCAGCCUCGAGGACUUCCAGAACCGCAACGUCUCCUGGGCCCAGUUCAACAAGGAGAUCCUGCCCGGCCGAGGGUUCACCUUCUGGCAGUGGUUUGAUGGAGUCCUUGACCUCACCAAGAGGUGCCUCAAAAGUUACUGGUCAGACAGGCUCAUCAUCGGCUUCAUCAGCAAGCAGUACGUCUGCAAGCUCCUGAGCACGGAGCCUGACGGGACCUUCCUGCUCCGCUUCAGCGACUCGGAGAUCGGGGGGGUCACAAUCGCUCACGUCAUCCGGGGCAAGGACGGCUCCAGCCAGGUGGAGAACAUCCAGCCCUUCUCUGCCAAGGACCUCUCCAUCCGGUCCCUGGGUGACCGCAUCCGGGACCUGGGGCAGCUCCGUAACCUCUACCCCAACAUCCCCAAGGACCAGGCCUUUGGGAGUCACUACAACAAAGAGCAAACAGGCAAGGACGGCCGGGGCUACGUCUCCACUGCCAUCAAGAUGACCGUGGAAAGCGAAAGGGACCAGCAGCCCCCCCAGGGCACUGCGGGGGUCCCCCCCGAGGGCCCCCAGGCUCAGAUGUUCAGCCUGCCCCCCAUGCUGCAGCCCGAGCUGUGCCCCGAGAGCCUGCAGUCGGUGCUCAGCCCCAUGGGCCCCCCUGGUCCCUUCUGCCCCCAGCCUGUCCCCACGGGCUACCCCACGGCUGAGAGCAACAUCGACAUGAUGGUCUCCAACAACCUCGGGUCUUCCUUCCCCAGCACCUCCCCGAUGUCCCUGGUGAUGGACCCCGCGCUGCCCCACUGCCAAGACCUUGCCUUCAGGAACCCCCUGUAAGACCUGGCAUGUGUCCAGAGUUGGGGGGGGGGGACACCCUGACCUGCCCCCCCCCC
This is a messenger RNA of Calidris pugnax (ruff), 4019 nucleotides long. RefSeq names its product signal transducer and activator of transcription 6, interleukin-4 induced (gene STAT6). NCBI's taxonomy places the organism in Eukaryota, Metazoa, Chordata, Aves, Charadriiformes, Scolopacidae. The transcript is spliced from 20 exons. The record is from RefSeq and is a predicted model, not a curated record. Gene Ontology annotation, molecular function: RNA polymerase II cis-regulatory region sequence-specific DNA binding; DNA-binding transcription factor activity, RNA polymerase II-specific. Gene Ontology annotation, biological process: cell surface receptor signaling pathway via JAK-STAT; cytokine-mediated signaling pathway; response to peptide hormone. The coding region runs from base 1702 to 3963 and encodes 753 amino acids.